AUGUACAAGUAUAUAGUAAAUAUUAACAUGGUUAAAAUGAAGGGGUUGGAAGGGGAGCCGACGUCGGCAGCAGGGGCUUGUCAUCCUCCGUGGUCAUCGCCCCUUACUCUGGAUUACUUGAACGUAAGCGGAGCGGGGGUGGUCCCUGAGGUGAUUCACCCCCCACCCCCGCCUCAUCCCCACAUCUCGCAGCUGGGGACCGUCUACGCCACCAAAAGACGGAGGAGGAAUGGAAAAAGUUUGAAACCCCCGCCGAAAGACGGCGUGACGAAAAGCAAUCCUAGCAAGCGGCACAGAGAAAGACUGAAUGCGGAGUUGGACACCCUGGCCAACCUCCUCCCCUUCGAGCAGAACAUCUUGUCCAAAUUGGACCGGCUCUCCAUCCUUCGGCUGUCAGUAAGCUAUUUAAGAACGAAGAGCUAUUUCCAAGUGACGAUGCACAAAGAGAAGGAAGAGUCUCAAUACAGGAGCAGGGGUGAUCUCUCAGUCUACGACCACUCCAUGCUAGACGGCGACAUGUUUCUCCAGGCGCUGAACGGUUUCUUGUUAAUACUGACCUGCGAAGGAGAGGUGUUCUUCGCCACCCACACUAUCGAAAAUUACCUCGGCUUCCAUCAGUCCGACAUAGUGCACCAGAGCGUGUACGAACUUGUACAUUCGGAGGACCGUGAAGAGCUGCAGAGGCAGCUGAUGUGGAACUCGUUCCUUCCCCAGGAGUCGUCUGGGCUCCAGCUCCAGGACACCCUCCAUCCCGAUCAGGCCCACCUCCUGGAGAGAAGUUUCACCGUCCGUUUCAGAUGCCUGCUAGACAACACGUCAGGAUUUCUCAGAUUGGAUAUCAGGGGAAGGAUAAAAGUGCUCCACGGGCAGAACAGGAAGACUGAAGAGCCGCCGCUGGCACUGUUCGCGCUGUGCACACCUUUCGGUCCACCAUCUCUCCUCGAAAUACCACACAAGGAGGUCAUGUUCAAAAGUAAACACAAGCUCGACCUUUCUCUGGUAUCGAUGGAUCAGAGGGGCAAGAUGCUCCUCGGCUAUUCUGACGCCGAACUCGCCGAUAUGGGAGGAUAUGAUCUAGUCCAUUUCGAUGAUCUCGCUUACGUCGCAAGCGCUCAUCAAGAAUUGUUGAAGACAGGCGCCUCGGGGAUGAUAGCAUACCGCUAUCAGAGCAAAGAAGGGCAGUGGCAAUGGCUUCAAACGAGCUCAAGGCUCGUUUAUAAAAAUUCGAAACCCGAUUUUGUUAUCAGCACUCAUCGACCUUUAAUGGAAGAAGAAGGCAGAGACCUGUUGGGAAAGAGAACGAUGGACUUCAAAGUCAGCUAUCUGGACGCGGGUUUAACGAACAGUUACUUUUCGGAUAGUGAGUUAGUCGGUCCAGGAACGCAGACGGGUACGUCACAACCGUCGACGCCGCAGAGGGUGAACCGGAGGUACAAAACGCACCUCCGCGACUUCCUUUCUACGUGUCGGACAAAGCGCAAGCUUUCGUCGCACAACAGUUCAGCUGUUGUGCCUCCAGAGACGAGCGACUUCAUCGUUCCGGAUUCCGCUGCUGCCGUCGCUGCAGCGUACACCAACCUCAACAUGUACAGCGGGUCCUACCCGACGACAGCCCCUCCGGAGAGCUACAUGGGCCACUCGGGCAAUUUUCACCAAAGCAUAUACGACAACAGAUUCCUCUCUUCGACGACUGAGAACCUUUUCCACCAAUACAGGCCCCUUGGGACAUACUACCCCGAUUACCAUUCGACGGGCUCGUACGUCUCGAACGGGUUCCUGGACAUGUCGCCGAGAAGUGCGGCCGCGACGUGCCUCCCCACGUACGAGCCGAACCACACCGUUCACCAAAUAGGUAAAAGUGAUUGUGAUAAGCUGUACACUUGUCAUCAGCCGCUGGAACAGAAGUACGCCACGGUAAUAGACAACACGCGUUAUAGCAAGUGCCUCGACAUGGGCGGGUAUCCCGUAACUCCCUCGUUGCAAAGUGUGGUUGCAGUGCCUUUGUGCGAUUUACAACACAAAAAGAGUGUUAAAUCAAUGGACAACCUAUCCUCGUCGAACUCGGCCGGUUCGUCGCCGGCCGGCGGUGUCAACGGAAUCGUCAAGAUCGAGGACAUGAAGGACGUCGGCCUGAUGCAGCACUACUCGCCUGCGUCGAGCGAACCGCCCAGGCAGACCGUGUUGAUGUGGGGCAGCGGAGCCGUGCACACUCCCAACUCCUCCAACAGCAGAUCACCUCAGGGCAACUCACCGACUGCCAACUACCAAGACAAGAAGUUCGGAGACCCUCUCAAAUCCCUUGCGGAAAUGAACAAUCUCGCCGAGAGCAAGUGGAAACCCGAAACACCACCGCAUAUACCCAGCCCGAAGUACAGCCACUAUCAGUAUAGUGAGCAUGGCCAAGAGGUAUGGCCUCACCAGAUCUAUCCUUACCACCAGCCGGGAGGGGAGUGCGGAUACCCUCAGAUAAACAGGACGGGAGUCCUUUGCUGUCCAUCUCUCAGGUGACAAACACCCUCCUCAACCAGUAACACAUGAUAAAACAUGAUGUUCGUAAACCUGAAGAAAGUCCUGGGUUACAUGCUUUCAGUAUAUAUAUAAACUAAAAGAGCUUUUAAUAAUCAUCAUUCAUUAUAUUUGUCAUCAAAUUCUAAUAAGAUUUUUUCAAAGAGAGAAAGAAAAUGUUCUUAUGAUUUUUUUCAUGUUUUUUUUUUUUAUUUGAUCUUUUUUCAUACAUAGUUAAAAAUUAACGUGUAAUAUUAUCCUUAUAUGUGUGUUUUUCUGUGAUAAGUGUUGAAUUAUUUUAGUAUUAUUAUUUUUAUUGAUGUGAUUGUAUUAUAUAGUUACUUGUAAUUUAAAAACAACAAAAAAUAUGUAUUUAAGUUAUGUGUCUCAAAAUGUAAAUUUGUGUAGAUUUUUAAAGUAUCUUCCUAUGAUGAAAGAAGAUGAAGAGAAGGAGGGGGAAAAAAGAAAAUCAAAAUAUUCCAAUUGUCUAUAUUUGUGCAAUUAUUUAUAAUUAAUUGAAUAAUCUAUAAUUAAAUUGUAAUGCAAAAUUUUAUGGAAAACAUGAUGUUGAAAGCCAAGUUAGUACAAAAAUUAAUAAAUAACCACUAUUUUAAUUUAUGUUAGGACGGGGGAGAAAGAAUGACGGCUCGUUUAUUUAUCAAUUACGUUUAAUUUGAGCUGCCAUCGCACAAAAAUACAUUUAAAAAAGGGAGAAGCAUUCAAUCAAAAAAAUAUAUUAAAAAUCAAACGUUUAUUUCCCACAUUUAUUUUGGCUUUCAACAAAUUGUCGCGCUAUUUUAUAACGAUGAAAGUGUGUAAAUAAUUCAAGAGCUAUCUUCCGGUUCUUUUAAAAAAAUUAAUAAUAAUAAUGAGAAUUAAGUUUCAAAAGUCGCCUCAAGGGGAUUUUAUUUAAUUAUAAUUUAAUAAAAUUGAAUGCUUUAGAAACAAGUGUUUUAUUUGUUACAACCUUGUCCUUACGAUUUGCGAAUAAUCAAAACAGGUUCUGUUUAAAUUUUUAUUUACAGUGGGGAGCUUCAGGCAGAAGCUUUUUGACGAUGCCAUGACUCCUACGUUAAUAUUUGAUUUAAAAAAAA
Messenger RNA from Cimex lectularius (bed bug), 3599 nucleotides. RefSeq names its product aryl hydrocarbon receptor (gene ss). Lineage: Eukaryota; Metazoa; Arthropoda; Insecta; Hemiptera; Cimicidae. Gene Ontology annotation, cellular component: aryl hydrocarbon receptor complex; nucleus. Gene Ontology annotation, biological process: regulation of transcription by RNA polymerase II. Gene Ontology annotation, molecular function: transcription cis-regulatory region binding; nuclear receptor activity; protein dimerization activity. Bases 1 to 2508 code for a protein of 835 amino acids. The transcript is spliced from 12 exons. The record is from RefSeq and is a predicted model, not a curated record.